CGCUAUUCCCACAGGGUAGCAAUCUGCAAAGAUUCAUUUCUCGUUUUAACACAAGUUUCCGUCUGAAAUAAAUACUGACAUGUGUUUAUAAUUUCGUUCCUAUAUUACUAGUUGAGAUCAAGCUAUGUGUGAGAAAACAAAAAUUGCUUGAUUUCCAUGACAAUACCGAGUUUUUAACUUCAAUUGGUUUUAUUAUUGAAUGUUAGGAUAUAACUGUAAUUAUGUCUACGAAAAGGCAGGCUCCAACAGAAUUAAAUCAUGAGAACUGGAAUGACGAAGAUCCAGUGGAAGAAGACCAGACUGGUGGUUUUGCUAUAGCUCCUAAGGAGGUUCUUGAAAAGCGUGUGAUAAGGACCGCUAAAAGACGCUCUCAAGCCAUCAGCGGUGAGGCUAAGAAGAGUGUUUUUAGUGGCUUCAGUGGAUUUAACAAAAUUCAGCACUCAUCAUUUGAUUUCUUAUCAAAUUUAACCAACGGCAGUAAGAAUAAUGGGAGUCUUACAUCUACAAGUGAGACAGCUGUUUCAUCGAGUUCUGUCAACAGCAACCCAUCAAAUACCAUAAGCAGUGGAAUAUUCAGUUUAUCAGGAACUUCAACUCCGACAAAGGCAACUUUUGGCAAACCACCAGCAGAUUCUCCAUUUGGUGGUACAUCAGAGACCACUGUUACUACCAGCUCUUUAUUUUCGCAGUCUGUGUUUACGACAUCCAAAGCAGAUUCAACUGUUAGUGAUAAUCCAUUUAAAAUCCAGUCAACUGUGACCUCACCCAUCGCAGGUGAUUUUGGCAAAAAAACUAACCCUGCGUCAGAUAAACCCUUAUCUCAGGUCUCCUCGACUAUAUUUGGAACACCAUCAACCAGUGCUAACAGCGGUAACACAUUAUUUUCAUCUACAUCUAACAACUUUGCAACAUUCAAGAAGCAAACACCACAGAUAUUUGACAAGACAAGUGAUGCUAAGAAACCUGAAAAUAAGCCGGAAAGUAAAAGUAGUCUAAUGACUUACCACAACAAGCUCAAGGGCCUUAAUGAGUCGGUAUCUGACUGUAUCAGAAAACAUGUGGAAGAGAUGCCAAUAUGUAUUUUAACUCCAAUCUUCAAGGAUUAUGAAAAGUAUCUAAAAGAUAUUCAAGAAGAAUAUGAGAAAAACAAGGAACAGGAGAAGAAAGACAGUGCCAAGUCUGAACCUGAGCCAAAACAGAAUACCAACCCUGAGAAAUCUGUGUCAGUUAGUAAGAGUACAACAUCAACAUUAUUCUCAGGGAAUAAAUCAUCCAUAUUUGCCGCUGUAACAUCUUCACCAAAGACAUCUAACACAACUUCAGUCUUCAAUACUGGCACCAGCAUCGCAAGCUGUACAUUUUCGACUACAACUACUCCAAGUACUGGAUUUUCCUUUGGUAUUAAACCUAAUUCAAACACGUCUCCCUUAACGACAGCUACAACAACCAAUGGUAACACACCAUUCUCUUUCGGGAUGGGCAAACCUUUCAGCUUUAGCACAAGUGUAAAUACACCGAAACCUGAAGAACCAGCUAAUGAAGCAAACGAUAAUGAAGAUGUACCACCUAAAGUUGAAUACACACCGAUAGUAGAAGAGAACAGUGUUUAUGAUAAAAAAUGUAAAAUAUUUGUCAAAAAAGACGGCAAUUUCAUUGAUAAAGGUGUCGGUACUCUGUAUAUCAAGAAAGUAGAAGACAGCGGCAAACAUCAACUGCUGGUCCGAGCUAACACAGCUAUCGGAAACGUCCUACUCAAUUUAAUUUUGUCUUCGGGCGUUCCGACCCAGAGAAUGGGCAAGAACAAUGUGAUGAUGAUCUGCAUCCCCACUCCGGACGCCAAACCUCCACCGACCUCUGUUCUGGUCCGAGUGAAGACAUCAGAGGAAGCCGAUGAAUUGUUAGAAACUUUAAACAAAUACAAAGUCUGAACCGUUUUCGAGCCGACGAAAACACUAACAGAUAUUUAAAAAGCAAUUUAGUAAUAUUUGAACAUUAAUUUGAUAAUAAUUCUAUUGAAAUAAACUUACAUUCCUAGAUAAUAUUGAUGUUAGGUUCGUUUCUGUUGCACGCUCGUAUGUUGUCAUUGGUUUGUGACGGGUAAAGCUCUGGGCGUUUAUCCGUCUCCGAUCACCGCGAAGUUCCCAACCCACAUACUAAUCAAGUAUGUAAAUUGUAAUUAUGAUGAAACUUUGUAUUAAAUAAAGCGUAAUUCAAUGCA
Molecule: messenger RNA, 2218 nt
Organism: Danaus plexippus (monarch butterfly)
Lineage: Eukaryota; Metazoa; Arthropoda; Insecta; Lepidoptera; Nymphalidae
Gene: Nup50
Product: nuclear pore complex protein Nup50
Exons: 2
Coding region: 222-1928 (568 amino acids)
Biological process (GO): protein import into nucleus
Cellular component (GO): nuclear pore
Source: RefSeq, a predicted model, not a curated record